This is a messenger RNA of Talaromyces marneffei, 660 nucleotides long. RefSeq lists its product as uncharacterized. The record is from RefSeq and is a predicted model, not a curated record. Lineage: Eukaryota; Fungi; Ascomycota; Eurotiomycetes; Eurotiales; Trichocomaceae. Bases 1 to 660 code for a protein of 219 amino acids. Gene Ontology annotation, molecular function: acyltransferase activity, transferring groups other than amino-acyl groups. The transcript is spliced from 2 exons.
AUGCAGCCGGCACUCGUUUCCGUUGAUCCUGAUGAUGCGGAGCGCUUGAUACGAGAAUGUGAUUUCCCAGCGAUGCGACAAAACCCGCUACAUCUCAUAAUGUUCCCGCACUCAACCCCAGAAACAGAGGAGAAAGAAAUACAGUGGACUGUCGAAGGCUUACGAGAAACGCUUCAGACACGGUCGGCGGGUUUUCGCAAGGUAUGCUUGGCGGAUGGCACGCCUGUGGGGUUCGCUGGUUGGAGCUUGGAGCAAACCAUACCGGAGAAAAGUAUGGCUGGUGUGAAAUGCAUUUCAGAAAAGCGGACACAACCGAUUAAAUGCUCAGAGGACGGCUACUGGCAUCCCAGCACUCUUGAUGUGAAAUCUUGGGUUGAAGUCUCGAAGAUGUUUCGGCAAGAAAAGAGACGAGUACUCGCAAACCGCAAAAAUAUCUGGCGUCUCACUAUGAUAUCUGUUAAUCCCGCAUACCAAAGGCAGGGUAUAGGAUCUCUAUUACUGCAGUGGGGAACAGAGGAAGCAGACAGACAUGGUUGGGAUUCGUUCCUAAUAUCCUCGCCAGCAGCUAUUACGUUGUACACCAAAUUUGGAUUCCAGGUAGUGGGGGAAGUCCAUACGUCGAAAGGCACGUUCAAAAGUAUGUUUAGAGAGGCUCAAUGA